Ctenopharyngodon idella (grass carp) is the source of this 6954-nucleotide messenger RNA. Its product is annotated as protein diaphanous homolog 1. The record is from RefSeq and is a predicted model, not a curated record. The transcript has 9 exons. Lineage: Eukaryota; Metazoa; Chordata; Actinopteri; Cypriniformes; Xenocyprididae. Bases 274 to 2409 code for a protein of 711 amino acids.
AAGAACACCUUAAAGACCUUCACGUCGGUUCUGCAAAGGUUGGCUGAGUGUGUUCGGAUCCGUUGACACGCCCAUAAGGGGUUGAAGCGCCGGGCUUUACCGACCGCACUCGAGACGCGGCGAGAUACUGGACGGAUUCCUGAGGUGCAUCUUAGUCCUUAAGUGAUUUUCGAGGUGGAAAGGAAGCAGAAAGGGACGAAUAACGGAAUUUCACACCUUUACAGUCUGUCAUUUGAGGAGCAUAUUGGAGGUGAGCGGUGAACACGAGCCAAUAUGCAGAAUCUGAGACUGCUCAUCUUAAGCGUGCUGUUCCACUCAGCAUUCUCUGCAACUCUGAAAGCCCAAGAACUGUCCCAGACAUUGUUUUUUGGGGAAGACUUCCACAUCCCCAUGCCAGCAGGUAAUGCUGAAGUGUUGUUCAGGCCUUCGAUUGUUCCAGGACGUGAGAAGUCGCUGAUGAGUUCUGGGAAAGUGGUUGAUCUUCGUGCCAAACUCAACAUUGCUUUGACCCACCUGAUCUUGGAGAAUGUUGGAGAAAGUGAUGAAGGAGUCUACACCAUCAAAUCUGACCAAAGCGCAGAGGAUAUUACACGCAUCACACUCUAUGUUAGAGAUUGCUCUAGUGAGCUCAUUGUUAAGUAUGGUUCAGAUUUUCACGUUUCGCUCAAUGAUAUCUCAGAGUCGGUGGGUGUGGGCUUUCGUCACAGCUCAGUGGAGGCUAAUCAGACUUCACUACCGGCUGUGGAACUGCUGAAAGUUGAUGGAACAUCCAUGGAGAACUACCAAGAGCGCAUCGAGAUCACUCCUCAAAAGUUCACUCUGCGUGCUGUUACAGGGGCUGAUGAAGGCAGUUACACCUUCACCGACUCCAGUGGGAAAGUCAAGAAGAAGAUCUGCCUGAAUGUUAAAGCACAUCAGAUAUUUGUAACCCUUUUAUACGGUAGCACUCUGAAAAUAAACCUGCACUUAAAUAGCUCCUUAGCUCGCCUGCUGUACACCCCUAAGUCUGAUAACCACAAGUAUUUGAUUAUGGAGAGCGGACAGAUCAACCUGCCUCCUAACCUGGAUCUGGAAGGUCGCCUCUCUUUGGAGGAUUCUAUGUGUCUUCUGACAGAUGUGAAGGCCAGUGAUGCUGGAGUUUUCAGUGUGACUGACCUUCAGGGAUUCCUGGUGUCUGAUGUUCACCUGGAGAUAGAAGCAUACAAGCUUCCUAAACUCUACAUUGCCAUCAUCGCUUUGGUAGCAUUAUUGGUGUUGCUGCUUUUGGUGUGCUUGGUGUCAUGUUUGGUGAAGAUACGCAAACGUGCAGCAAAAGCCAGAGCCAUUGAGGAGAAAGCCCAGAAUGCAGGGAAAGUGGAGGGUGAUACCUUCAGAAAGGUUGUGAAAGAAGCCUGUACCCGUCAGAAUGAGGAAGCCCCGGCCCUGUCACAGAAAGAAGACAUCACUGAGAAAUCACAGAGCACAGAGGUCAGCAUUAAGGGUUUGGAGGUGUCUACUAAAGAGCCAAGCCUACAAGAGAGGAACAUGGAGACCAGUGACUCUGGAGUGGGCUUUAAUACCACUGGGCUCCCACUUGACAGUGACACUGAUGCCCCAACAAUAGCCUUAGCAGAUUCUGAUGUAUUGAGUACCUCUGCUGCUCCUGACGUCAAAGCCAUUCCCAACCAAGUUCCAGAGCCAAAGACGGCCCCCUCACCUCUAAAACCAGCACCAACUUCAGAUCUAAAACCAGCACCUGUGACCAAGUCGACGGCUCCUCCACCACCUUCUCCUGAACCCAAACCACCAGUAACACCAACACCUGAAUCCAAACCUGCUGCUACACCUGAACCAAAAGUGACCAUCUCACCACCACCUGAAACAAAACCAACCUUAAGCCCAUCGCCAGAACCCAAACAACCCGUGACACCUGAUCCGAAACCAAUAAGUCCAGCACCUGAGGCUGAUGUUAAACCAAUUCCAAGUCCAACCCCUGAAUCUCCAAAAGCUUCAUUGCCAACUCCUGAUGAGAAACCAGCCGUUACUCCAGAUGCCAAACCAGCAGUUUCACCUACUCCUGAACCCACACCAGCUAAAGUUGGCACCCCUGAACAGAAACCCACCUUAAGCCCCACACCUGAUCUCAAGACCCCGGAUCCUAAACCGGUUUCUCCAAUCUCUGAGCCUAAGCCACCAGUCUCACCGAUUCUCGACUCGAAACCAACUACAAAUGGUACUCCUGAAUCCAAGGAGCCAAGUGCACCUUUAUCUCCUGGCCUGGAUGCGAAGGGCACUACUCCUCCUAAAACCCCCGAAUCUGGGAAAAGCUCAGUCAAAACUCCUGAGCUCAUCUCCAGUGGAGGUCUAGACUCGGCUUCUCCCAAUGACAGUGCACCACCUUCAAGCACUGAUGGAGCUGCCACCAACUGAGAUUAAAACCGUAGCCUCGUUCCUGCCUCCUCCUAUAUUAACCACCACAGACAAUCUAGACACUUGACUUAACAAAGAAGAGCUAAGUGACUUCCUAAGGGGGUGGGUUCCUCAGUCUUUUGAGUCUCACUUUUAAUACAAUUAACAUGCAUCAAUGGAAAGAUCCACUGUAAAUUCACUCAGUUUACUAAUAUUUAAUCAGCCCAUAAAAGGGUUCGAAUACAGAGAUGAAGCACUUCAGACCUUCGACUGAUUUGACACAGAAUGAGGGAGGCCAUCUGGGGUAUUCCAAGAAAGUGUACAAAGACAAAUCUUCCAUCACAGAAAUAAUACAUCACUGCAUGAAGAUAAUGAGAAAAUAAAUUCUAUUAUCGGUUCCGUAAUCCAAGAUUACCGUGGUUGAAUUUGGAGAAAGGCACACAAGAGCAUGGGACAUUAAUCAUUUUAAUUCUUUACAAGAUCAUUUCUGCUCCAUUUUGACAAGUCGGAGAAUCUAAAUUGCAAUAUUGAUACUGAGAAAGCGGCAAGCCAACCUUCUGCUGUCUGAGGACUGGAAAAAUGGAAAAAUCAUGUCACUUCGACGCAUGCAAGUCAACAUGUCAUUUUGACAAAGGGGAUGAACGAGGAAACUACUGAAGUGAAGUGCAAAGCCAAACAAAGAAAAACCAUUUGACCAAAAAAAAAAAAUUAUAAUAAUAAUCACAAACCUUCAUAGACUAAUCUGUGACUCUGUGCCUGGAGGACAUUUUUGUGAAUCUUCUUCUAUCAGUCUAACCUAAGACACUAGUCUCAUAGAUGUUCUUGUCCAGAGAUGUGACAGUGCACAUUUCCCAUUCAUCCAGUAACAAAAAAAUUGCUGUUGAAGUCUCUCUCAGUUACUUCCAUAAGCAAGAACUGUUAAAAAUAUCACUUGUGACAAUGGUUGAAGGCAACAGGACAUGCAAACAGGUACAAGUUCUUUGAGUGAGUCAUGUUGUAAUUGUUAGAUCUCAAUAGUGACGCUGUUUCCAUCAUUAGCAAGUGUUCUGGAGUAUUGUGCUAAAAAUGAAUUGACCCUACUAAUAGUGCCAUUUUAGCAUGUGGUUUCCACACCUGAAAAAUAUGCACUGAGCGUAGAUCCCCAUCUUGCUGCCUGGAACUGAGUGCUCGGUUGUGGAGGAUGCAGCAGACUACUGCAAUAUGCCAUACUUUUACUGGCACCUUACAGCAUUACUCCCACACUGUGAUCCAAACACUUGAAUUGGCUAAAAAGUGUUUGAUAACACGCCAUUCAUGAUCAUUAAUGAUCAUUGUUUGAUGAAUUACUCCCAUGAUCGAAAAUGUAUUGAAAAUGUACCCAAACAUCUCAUUAAAUUAAAUUCUGUUUACCGCCCACUUUCCACAGAAGAUAAUAGCGCUGACUCUGAAUCUAUAAUGAUCCUAAUUUACAUAAAAAGGAGGCUUGUUUGUGCUGAAAGAAUGACGGUGAUUGCGGGUGGUUGGUGAAUAAGAGCAGAAGUGGCGCAAGCAGUGAAUUAGCCCAAGAACAUCUGGUAUGGUUAAAUCUGCUGAUUCUUGGUUGCUUGAGGAGCAAGUGGACAUGGUUUAUAGGAAGAUUUGGAUCGUUACUUCUGUGUGUUGCUUCUGGUUAAUCUACAAUGUUCCACAAAUAAUUUGGGAUUUAUAGUCAUAUAUAGUUGAAAGAAAAUCUCACGUAUCAGUUUACAUAUAUUCCAGGUGCCUCCGGUGGAGCCUGAACACCACUGCCUGUUAAUGUUGUAUGCGUCCAGGAACCUGCUCCUACCACACUAUCUGUGGGAGCUGAUGUUAAAUCGCAGUGAGUAGCGGAUGGUAGCUAACUCGAUAUGUGUUUUAAGAACUUGAAGCAUGGGCAGAUUUGACAGACUGGAGGUUUGUGGGUAGAUUUUCUAACGUAACAUUAUCACUACCUCACAGUUAAGCCUGACUAAUCUACUAAACCACUAACUAAACAACAUUGUAACGUAUGUCGACAUUAAAAAAAAAAAAAGAGUGAUGUUGUUAUUUUGGCAAAGCACAAGGUUUGAAAUACAAUCAAAGGUUUACAAAUCUCAAUCAGAUAUUUGGCAAUGCCUUCUCCACAAAUCUCUGAAAAUGGCCUUGUUCCUUCUCAGCCGUCAACAGCUGUUUUAAUAUCAGUGCAAGAAAAUGACACUUGAAACCCAUAUAGUCUUAGUGUCACAUCUCAUAAUGUAAAUAUCACAAACCCUUGAUAUCAUAACCCUAUGUGCACUGUAGUAUUCAAAAUGAUAUAUACCCUGACAAAACAACCAAAAAUGAAUAUAUAGUAAGUGAAUCUGAUUUAGAAUGGAUUAUGAGCACAUCUAAACCAUGUUUUGUGAUGUUAAAGAUGCACUCAGUAAUUUUUGUUUGUUGCAAUAGCUGACAGUGUUCUUGGACUUACACUGACACCUGGUGGUGUGGAGGCAGAGUAAUGAAAAAACAAAAGUUUUAGGUUACCCAUACCACUAACAGAAGUGCUCUGUUUGCAGUCAGCCUUGAUUAAUUUAUACAAUGAUUAAACUUGUCUGUUAAUAGGUGGGCGUCUGAGAUAAAAUGAGUAGUAUUUGGCUAGUUAUGCGAUUUUUAACAUGGCAGCACCCAUGAGGCGACCCACUCCAUGUAAAAUUAAACUCAAAACUACUAUUAAUUCUUUUUAAUGCGCCAAUAUUAGUCCACAUUAAAAGUUAACCUCCUCACUUUGUUUGGAGAGAGAAAGAGAGCCGGUAUUGAAGUAAGAACAUCUAAGCAAUAUAAAGAAUGUGCAGAUACACACACAAUCGUGUACACAUGCAUAAUAACUUGUUUUCAAUUGUGUAUUGUGAGGUUCUGUAGUUUGGUCUACACUUUCCAGAUUCUUUCUCACAACCAUUCACAGACAGCCAUAACAGGGUUUUUUAUCAUAUUUUAUGAACAUAGUAUAGCACAGCUCCCAUCAGCUAAGCUCAUUGGCUGUUAAACAUCACAUCUGAUCUCCAGCAAAUGAUGUUACAGUUACGUGCAUCCCGGUAAUACACAUCACACAGGUUUCCAGGCAAAAUCAAUCUUCUGGUUACUCACUGAAUCAUCACAGUGUCUAAAGCAGAAGAUGACACUUAAGAUAUUCGAUACCCUUCAGGACACUGCCACUGAUAAUAGUCUUGUAUCAUGACAUGAUUACUGUCUGUUUUUGUAUUUUGUGUGUUGAUGCUUGUGUUGUAUGUAUGGUAUUUAUGAUGAGAGAUUAUAGAUGUUAUUCACCAUUGGCAACAUCGGGAGGCCUGUAUGUGUUUGUACAAGUGCAUGUGAGUAUGUUUGUGUGUUUCAGUGUGUUAGCAACAAUCUCCAUUGGAUAGCUGUCAUUUCAAUGCAAUUAGCAAUGUCCUUUUUCUCCCUGGCUGGCUGGUAAUUGCUGUUCCCUUCUAAGUGGUAUUAAAUUCAGAUGCAAUUUAAAGAAGUGCACAGUGUGAGAUUUAUAUCAGAAUGGACUCGAUGCUGUAUAGCGGGACCUGACUAUAUCUGUUUUGAUACCAAGAUAGCCGUGUACUACAGGUCAAUUUGAUUUAAUUGAUGCUCAAGUCUACGCCAACAGAAUAGUAAUUUAGUUUAUAUAGUGCUUUACUCUUGUUCAAGGCGCUUUACAAAAUACAGACAAUAAAGUAACGAUGCAUCGUCAUUGCAGUCUGUCAUUGCAUGCUAUAGAGUUACUCUCCCAUAGUGUCUAUCUGUGCUAGUGUGGUCAUGCAUAUUUAGGAGGUAGUGUGUAGACGUCUAAAAGAAGUACUCUGAUCUUCAUGUAUUGCACGGCUCUGCAGGUCUCUAAUUGGAUAGUUCCAUUGUGUAAAACAUCGCUUACUAGGAUGUCAUUGAAACUGUUGCAUUGUACGUUUCACCCUGUAUCUUUCCAUUCCAUUGGUUAGACCUGAUUGGUCGAUGACAUUCUAAAGGGCAUUAAAGGGAUAGUUCGCUUGAAAAAGAAAAUUCUCUCAUUGUUUACUCACCUCAUGUUGGUCUAGGCUUUCUUUCAAAAUAUUUUUUGUCCAUACAUUUUAAUCAAUGGAGUCGAGAGGUGUUUUGAACCAUUGAAUUUAAUAAUAUGGACAAAACAGUAUUCUUCAGACUAUCUUCUUUUGUGCCCCACAGAAUAAAGUCAUACAGAUUUGGAAUGACAUGCAGGUGAGUAAACUAAAGAAUUUUAAUUUUUGGAUGAGCUAUGCUUUUAAGUAAAUACCCAGAAUUCAACGGGUGUGAAAUUAUCUCUUAAGAGUGAGGAAAAUAAGUGGUGAGAAUGUAUAGAGCAUGAGAAGUCCAAGUAUCCUGUGGUGUUGUGCAUUCACCAAGUAAACUCAAAGUGCAGUUUGUGUCCCACAGGUGCAUGAGAGGUUUCUGCCUCUCUUUUCCUCUCCUUAUUCCACCUGAGUGAUGCUCUACAUUUUAUCAGUCCCCGUUCUUCCUUUUUGCACAAAUACAACACAUAAACAUUUUGUAAAGAAGAUAUACUUCCUUUAUUUCAUGCCUAGAAAUAAUAAUAAAUGAUUUUAAAAUGUU